Exophiala aquamarina CBS 119918 is the source of this 1386-nucleotide messenger RNA. RefSeq lists its product as uncharacterized. Gene Ontology annotation, biological process: siderophore biosynthetic process. The transcript is spliced from 2 exons. Lineage: Eukaryota; Fungi; Ascomycota; Eurotiomycetes; Chaetothyriales; Herpotrichiellaceae. The record is from RefSeq and is a predicted model, not a curated record. Bases 1 to 1386 code for a protein of 461 amino acids.
AUGUCUGCUGAAUUGGCUCCUUGGGACCUUCAUUCUGUAAGGUUACCAGAGCCAUGGAAAACAACCUAUGAGAUUGAGAUUGCAUCUGGAGCAAACAAGAUACUCACUCUAAAAUUAGUACUCGCUGCACAACAGCUGUCAGGUUCACAGAAUCUUCCUGAGCCUCUGCACAACGCUUCACUCGCAUUCAGCGACCUCAUUAAUGACCCAAGCCCGACCAUAUUAGAAGCAGAUGACAACUCAGCUUGGGCCCGAUUUCAUCUGAAUUUGUUAUCUUAUGUUUCGUGGAGCGGUGCUGAGGCUCCCUCCGUUGGUCAGAUCUGGGCCUUAAUCUAUGCAAUCUUUACUCAAUACCCCGAAAAUGAGGCAUUCAGACUUAGGCUUACUGGUACCAGCAGUGUUGGCCUGGCGACAGAGAUCCUUGCUACUGGUAUCGCAACUCCACGACCUAGACAAUCUCGUCCUGGACAUGCUCUAGAUCCACCAACCGACUCUCAGGUCUUAGUUUCUCGCUCGGCAUUCUGGCAAGGAGCAGCCUCGCCGUUUGGAACACGUCCUGUCUGGGUGAGCCAUCCAAGUCUCUACAGCCACCUAUCAAAGCCACUAGCCGCAUACCCCGCCUAUCCUUUAGAGUAUACAGUCACUUUCAGCUCCGAAGGUCGUCCCGUACAUGCACAACACCCUGUUCGACCACCGAAGCCACCUCGUAGCGCAACCAUCUACAGUCGUUAUAUCCCAGAGCUAGACGAGUUCUUGUCCAUGGACCAGUUAGACUGGCAGAAUGAAUCCCAUCUGCAACUAUUUAAUCAUUGGCAGAAUGAUCCUAGAGUAUCUCGAAGUUGGAAUGAGACUGGUACUUUAGAACAGCAUCGAGAGUACUUGCGGAAGAUUGACGAAGAUGCACACCAGAUGGCUAUUCUAGCCCGCUUUAAUGGAACCUAUUUUGCGUACUUUGAGACAUACUGGGCAAAGCUCCAGGAAGAUCAUAUGGGUGUUUACAUCUCCCCUGCACCCGGUGAUUGGGACCGUGGAAGGCACUCGCUAGUUGGAGAUGUGCGAUACCGGGGACCAGACCGAGCUUCAAUUUGGUGGACUUGUUUGAUUCACUAUCUCUUCCUAGAUGACCCUCGAACAACCACGGUGGUUGGUGAGCCAAAUUACAGCAAUGAAAAAGUGCUCAGCUAUGAUAUGGCUAAUGGCUUUCACAUUCACAAAUUAGCAGACCUUCCCCAUAAACGUUCUGCUAUCAUGCGAUGUGAGCGGAUCAGAUUCUUCCAGACAGCUACUUUUGCGUUAAAGGGCGCAAAUGCUAAGGCGUCCCUGUUGAAGGCGCGGAAGACACGGAGACAGGCCAGAGCAAAAGAGAAAAUACAGGCUAAACUAUAG